AUGCAAAUCUUGAGAAACACCUUUGUAGUUACUGGCGGUCUAGGCGGUGCUGGUAGAUCAGUAGUAACUAGCCUUCUAGACCAGGGAGGUUAUGUAGUUAUAUUAGACUUAGCAGAACAAAAAGCUGGUGAAGAAGCCACUAAACACAUCAGCACAGAUAGGGCAGCAUAUGUUCGAACUGACAUUACCAAUGAAGACAGUGUUAGAAAUGCAAUGAGCGUUGCUUCAGAGGCUUUCGAAAAGCGUCUUAGCGGUCUUGUGCACUGUGCAGGUGUUGCUAUGACCCAGCCAUGGACAAACCGUCUCCAGGAAUCAAUUGAGCGUGCAAAACGUCUGCUCGAUAUCAAUUACAUGGGUACAUAUAUCACAAAUGCCUUAUUCGCUGAUGCUGUCAAUGAGCGUUUCGAACCAGAGAAAAUGGCAAGCGGUGAACUCUUCACGACAAAAGAGGAGCGCGGCGUUAUUGUAAAUUUCAGCUCUAUAGCUGGUCAUCAGCCAUAUGGGAGAAUCUUGGCUUAUACAGGUGGUAAAGCGGCUGUUAACGCUUUCUCGUGCGCGUUGGCAGACUUUUUGGGCCCUUCAGGUAUCCGCGUUAACACAGUCAGUCCAAGCGUCAUAAACUCUGCCAACAUUGGAGCUCGACUUCCAUACUUCCUUGCGGAGCUCACAAAGACGUGCUCUUGCCCAGCUAGACCUAUCGCACCAGAGGAAAUUUCAGGUGCAGUCAACUACUUGAUUACUAAUGGUAUGAUGAACGGCCAUGAUUUGAGGAUAGACGGUGGAUGGCGUCUUAUCUUCGAUCGCAGUCUCGAUAGAGAAGAUCCACGCAUUCUUGCACCAGGAUUAGAGUGA
Molecule: messenger RNA, 852 nt
Organism: Wallemia mellicola CBS 633.66
Lineage: Eukaryota; Fungi; Basidiomycota; Wallemiomycetes; Wallemiales; Wallemiaceae
Product: NAD(P)-binding protein
Exons: 4
Coding region: 1-852 (283 amino acids)
Biological process (GO): fatty acid beta-oxidation
Cellular component (GO): mitochondrion
Molecular function (GO): 2,4-dienoyl-CoA reductase (NADPH) activity
Source: RefSeq, a predicted model, not a curated record